Molecule: messenger RNA, 6490 nt
Organism: Aethina tumida (small hive beetle)
Lineage: Eukaryota; Metazoa; Arthropoda; Insecta; Coleoptera; Nitidulidae
Gene: ken
Product: transcription factor Ken
Exons: 5
Coding region: 1264-2958 (564 amino acids)
Biological process (GO): regulation of transcription by RNA polymerase II
Cellular component (GO): nucleus
Molecular function (GO): RNA polymerase II cis-regulatory region sequence-specific DNA binding; protein binding; DNA-binding transcription factor activity
Source: RefSeq, a predicted model, not a curated record
UCUGUUAUUGCAUCAAUAUUAUACAACCGUUCCCCCACUUGGCACUUAGGUGUUGUGAAAGUAGAAUUGGCCCCUGUUUGGGCCCCGUUCGCUAGCGACGAGUCUCCUUGGAUAAGCCAGUGAAAGCAAACGAAAUAUCCACGGCAGAUAGAGAGCCAGUCAGACCGCCUAUAGCGCUGCGAAAUCCCACCGUCCCACCGUCCCACCGUUCCGCCGUUCCACCGUUCCACCGUCCCACCGUUCCGCCGUUCCACCGUUCCACCGUCCCACCGUUCCGCCGUUCCACCGUUCCACCGUUCCACCGUUCCACCGUUCCACCGUUCCACCGUUCCACCGUUCCACCGUUCCACCGUUCCUCCGUUCCUCCGUUCCUCCGUUCCGCCGUUCCACCGCGCUAAGCUAAAAUAGACGAUCGCUAACAUUACGGCACCACCGAGCGAAAAGCUGAAUAGGGUUUGCGCACAGGUUCGUGCUUACAGUGACCUUGAAAGUAAAAAAAGAUAAAUUGUGAGUGAGCAAGCAAUAGGAUAAAAAGUUGCAUUGUGGUGGGGUCCUACUAGAGAAAAGUGGGGAAAGUAAAGGGAGAAAUUAAGAGUCAGUAGUACUAUGCCUGAACACGUAAGCGAAGUUAAUGUUGACCAUUUGCAUCGAAUGAACAAAACAAUCGGGGGUUGUAUUAUACACAUUCACUCUUAAUCAGUAAACUAUACCUUCAUGGACUACUACUACUGAAUUACAUCUAACGUUCAAUAUUCAAACGCCUCAGUGUGACCGGCCGCUCGCUUUUCCAUUCAUUCACUUUUACUUUCAUUUUACCACGACAUUGCUCCAACGCCUUCCAGUUUAUGCAACUGUUUAAAUCCAAUAGUGCUUUAGUGUCAUCUACUUCAUGUGUUCCUGAUGUGUUUGUUGUGGAGCUAUGGCUCAAUGUGUCUGUGUAUUAUUUUUCUUCUUGUGCUUGCAUUGCAGGAUACGCUAAGGAUUAUACGUAUACGUCUACAUCACAGGAAUAAAAACUGAUUACCGCGUUCAAACAGGACAAUUAAGAUACAUUUUCUCUUCAAUCACUUGGUUUUCUUCCCAGAGAAUCUAAGGAUUCAAAGCUCUGAACAAGAUGAAAGGUUCCAUCAAGACAUGACUGAAAAAAAAGAAGAUAUCGAAGCCUUAAAGACGAACAAAUGAUGGCGGAUUAUUGCUGGUUUCUUAUUCAAGAUAAUCUAAUGUACAUAAAAUGUAAAAGUUGGAGCUCUUUACACAGUUUAAAUGGAUGAUAUAGGUAUCCAACAACACAAUACGAACUCCGCCAUGUACUCGGAAGAACAGGAUUCUCAUGGACUACUAACUUUACAUUAUGGAAAACAUCAUGCCACAAUAGUAGAUGAAAUUAAAACAUGCUUCACAUCUGAAAAUUUUGCUGAUCUGACGUUUAUUUGUGAUGAUAAGACGACAUUAAGUGCGCAUAAAUUGAUAAUGGCAUCAGCCAGUCCACUUGUUCGACGAAUUCUUCGAGAAAGUGCUCAUUCACAAGGGCCAAGUGUAGUACUGAUACCAGGAAUAAAAAGUUGCCAUUUAAGACAUUUGUUGGACUUUCUGUAUCAUGGACAAGCCUGUAUUAAGUCCAGCGAAUUAAGUAACAUUCAAGAAUUAUUCGAUCUUCUGCAAAUCAAGUCUGAUAUGUGGCAGUCAUCAAGUCCGGAAGAGUCUAAGAAUCACUCCGAUGAUAGUACAGGUUGGGUACUUUCGGAGAGUGGAAAUAGUGAACAAGUAUUGGUUAAAAAAGAAACUGAUGAUGAAAAGGAAGAAGGUGAAAUUAAGGACGAUGAAGAUGAUGAAACUGAUGAUAAUAUGCAAUCUGAAAGUAACGGAUCUCCAAACCCUGUUAAUUUAUCGUUGAACACUAAAAGUGAUGAAAUUAAAGAAGACUACGAGAAGAAAAGUCAGCAAUCUGAAGAUAAGGAGACGGUCGACAUCUUGAAAAUAGGACAGACAACAGUAAAAAUAAAACCAAAACUUCAUGAACUCUCACAAUAUCAACACCAUAGGAUGAAGAGAAAAACGAUGUAUGCAGAACCUUCGGAUUUGAAGCAGUCGGAAGAACUUUCACAGUUAAAACCACCACUAGCCGAUCAAAAAAUAAUGUCCCUUGUUCAGAGUCCUGAUAAUUAUGUAGUUACACCUCAUAGAAAAAGAAGACCAGGAUUUCACAAUUCUCCAUCUCAAAAUCCUCCCUUUGUUCCUUUUUCAUCUUCUUACGUAGAAGAUAGCGGUCACCACCAUCACCAUAGAUAUAAAAAUUUGCCUCCAUAUUUAGCUGCUCAUCAUCCACUUUCUUUAUCAGCACCUCCAUUCUUAGUAGAUAGACAUACACCGACUCCAGGAUCACAUCCUGAUACAUUAAGCACGCAUGAAAAUCUUGAAGUUAAAUAUCGUCCUCCUAGUGCUGAUCAGGGAUUAAGUUCAGAAGUAUAUUCUUUUGAACAUCCAUGGGGUGCUUGGUCGUUGUGCCAAACUCAAGUAAAUGCACCGUGCAAUGAAGAAUCUAGGGAGCCUACACCACAGUUUCCACCUACCACCGGAGAAGAGUCUACGGAAAGUUCACCUCAAGCUACAGGCAGUAAACAAGUCAUACCUUCCCUACAAGUUCGUGAAUACCGUUGUGAAUAUUGCGGCAAACAAUUCGGUAUGUCAUGGAAUCUUAAGACACAUCUUCGUGUACAUACUGGAGAGAAACCAUUUGCUUGUAGACUGUGUGUAGCUAUGUUCAAACAAAAAGCACAUUUAUUAAAACAUUUAUGUUCAGUGCAUAGAAAUGUUAUAUCAUCUAAUGAGGGCAAUUCAGGACGUUUUAACUGUUGUUUUUGCCCACUGUCCUUUGAAUCGUUACCUGAGUUAAUUAGACACUUAUCAGGACCACAUAAUAAUUUAUUACUUAGCAAAAACAUGCAUGAACUCAAAUAGCGUAGUUUGCAUUCCAAUUUAGGUAAAACUUGUAAAUUCAUUUUGUUUAUUAGAUCAAUAGUACCUUUCUAGAAUCUCGUGUGGACCUAGAGUAGUAGGUAACCCUCAGGGAUGUCGUGAAUAGAUUUAAGUCCCAGAGACAACUAUGACUACUACCGCUGUAUUUUAUUAUGGGUUUAUAAAUAUAAUUUUAAAACUAUUUACUAUUUUCAUACAAGGUAUGGUUGAUCACAAUCGUAUUCUUAGACAUGAGUUGCUCUUGUCCAGGUAAAUGAAAAGGAGUUUUUGCACAAUUUAUUACUUAGGACUGUGGAGUAUGUUUCUAUAAAUUUAAUAUAAUUAUAGUCUUAUUUUGUAUAAUUUUACGUGAGAAUAUUGGCCCCUUGAAUUCCUAUACAUAAUAUAAUGUAAUAAAUAGUAGUCAAACAAUGAUCAAACAUUUACCAGCGCAAAAGCAAAUUUUAACCAAUGUGUUCAAAUUGACCAAGUAACUAUUUAUAAGCUCUUGAAAUUUCCUUCAGCUGGUCUAAAAGGUAUUUCAUAUUUAAAAUGUUAUCAAAGUAAGUCAUGGCAUUGAAAUGCUAUGAUUUAAAAUACUGAUGACAGUAAUAUUGUACACAAUUUAUUAAAAUAUUCAAAAUGUUCAAGAAUACUUUUAAUAAAAGAUGUUCAAAUGAAUUACAUAUAGGGUUCGUAAGAGAUGAAGAUGUGCUUAAAAUAUGAACUAAAUGACGCGAAUUUUAGUGGUAAAUCAAAAUACCCUAAAAAAAUCACCCUAUAAAAACAUAAAUAUUUUUUGAUAUUAACGUAAUAAUAAAUUAAUUCAAAAUGUUAUUCAUUUUUAGAACAUCUUUUAUGUUUAAUUGUUAGAGAAUACGUAAUAUGGUGAUAUAUUCAUUUUUAUAGAAGGAACCUCAUUAGAUAUAGUUGUCAUCUGAAUAUACUCAAUAGUGGGAAUUUUUUACUGUCUCUGUUAUGCAUGAUGUCUCUCUCAAAUUUCAGUAGGAUCAAAUAAAUAUAUUUAAGGAUUUUUUGACAUAUAAAUAGUAAUAUAUUUGUUUUAUUAUUAUCGUUAAUGGAUAUAAAUUUAAUUUAAAUUAUCAAAAGUGUUUGCAUGACACAGACAGCCACAUCGUAAGUGUUCUAAUAAGUAAUUAAACCUUGUACUCUCUUAACAAUUACAUUUAUUCUUUAAUAUUAUGUAUAUAUGUAUGUUACAGUGAAUGACUAUGAAUACGCUAAAUGUUUUCAUACAAAUACGCAAACAAAUCAUAAGUAAUAAUGAACUGAAAACAAAGUUUUGUUUAACAAAAAAAAAAAUAGUAAUAGUUACCAUACUAGAUGGGCAAAUAGGAUGCCACCCAUAACUCAGAAAUUCCUUAUAUAAUAAAAGUACAUUUGACAAAAGCCAAUAAGUUCAAACACGUGCAGUCUUUUUUGAGAUGAAGAAUAUAAAAUAUUUUGAUGUUUCUAAAAGUAAGGCGUGAUAUCUACGAUCAAAGAAUUUAAUUAUAAUUUUAUUAACUUUACAAAUGGUUUAUGUAUGUAUUUCUGCAUCUAAAAAGAUACAAAAUAUAUACAAUAAAUAUACAAGAUGCAAAAUGAUUUUUAAAACAUUAACAAUUCUACAUUUGCAAUGUUUAUUACUAAAUCCAACAUUCCCUGUAACAUAAGUAUAUAUUUUUCCAAUCUUUGUCAGUUUUUGUAUUAUAUACAAAAAAUGUACAUUAUACUUAUUAUGGUCUUACCAUAAACCGACAAUAUAAAAUAAACGUAUAUUUUUUUAAUAUACCUACCAAAGAACUAAAAAUUAGGUUGAAUAAAUUUUUUUUAACAUAAUUAAGUAAUAAGUUAUUCCUUUCGAUACGAUCGGACAACAAUGGCCUACAUGUUGAAAUGACAAUAAGAAUAACAAAAUCAAUCUAUUUUAAUUUGAGGUUUUAAUUUAACGAGGUGAAUAUAAAAAACAGAUAAUAGCUUUCAAAUAUAUUAUUUAUACUUGUAAUUGCAAAUAAAUAUAAACACAUUCAAGUGUUUAGGGAACACCUAAAUAUUUUGAAAUUAUUGCAAUAAAACCAAAAAAACUAAUGAGAGCACCCAUAUUUAUUUUUGUUAUUUAGAAUAAUUAUGCAAUAUUUAUUUUAUUAUUAUUAUCAAAAACUAAUAUCCGCCUUACAUCGAUCUGGCAUACGCAAUAUCAGCAGUAAGUUUUGGUCGAGAUUUCACCACAUCUCCUGUACCACUAAAUAAGCUGCGACUGGCCUCCAUAAUGGUCUUGGCGAUUCAAAAGUCUUCUUUUCCAUUCCAGCAUCCCAUACUUUUUCUACUGGAUUAAGGUCUGGGGAUUUUGCUGCCCAAAGUAUAACGCUUGCGAUUCUAUUCGAAUGCUGCUUGUACGAUCCUUGCAGUAAGUGGCUUAACGUUAUCCUGCUGGUUUCCAUUAAAAAGAGCUCAGUUCUUUCGCCAGUAUUAAUUCCUUUCCAAAACAUCAAUGAACCUAUCCUUCCAGAGUCUGGGUUGUAGCAAAAUCUUGACUCAUCAUAAACGAUAAUACGGCUCCACGGUUUCUGACGGUUUGAUCUGACACAAUUAUAUGGUGAGUCCCAAGAAGCUCUUGUCUUUGCUUGAAAGCUGUUACAACCGGGUGUCUCUGAGCUUACAGAAGCAAACAGUGGUCUUGUACCGAAGUAGUUAUCCUAUUGCGGCUUGGAAGUCUUUCUUUUACGUCAUUAUACUCAUUGUAACGUCUCCAUAAUCUCCAUUUCACGUUGUGAUAAUCCACUCUUUAUCAUCCCAAUUACUCUUAAUUUUUGUUUUUUACUUAGAUGGUGCCUUUUCAUAAUAAUAAAAGUAUUUUUAUGAAUAUUUGAUGAAUAUUGGGUCAAUAACACAAGAUAAGAUAUACUAAAUAUGUUAAAUUAUUUAUUUAAUUAAAUUUAAUUUUAUUUUUCUGGGUGUUCCUUAGCCAGUUUGACUGUGUAUAUAUAAACAGAUAGGUGUUAUUCGAAAUUAGUUGUAUUUUGACCUAAUAAAGUUAAUAAAUAAGUGAAAUUCAAUGUAAAAAAUAUAUAAAUAUUGGAUAUUAAAAAUUUAAGGUAUAACUUCUCACGUACAUAUAAAAUGGAAAUGAAAAUUUCUCCAAGAUAGAAACAAAAAUAAAAAUAAAUCUUUUAAUGUGACAAAAAAUUGUUCGGAUCACAUUACUGAGCUGUAGGCUUUUUCUGCAGUAUAUUUAAGUUAGAAGAUUAUUUAAAAUUUUAACAUAAACAACAGUAGGCCAAUAAAUUAUAAAUCCACAAAUAUUAACACUAAAUAUGUACAAAUUAAAAAAUAUAUAUCAGUUAGAAUUCAAAUUCAGAUGUUGAAUAUAUCUUAGUAAAAAUUUCUAUUUGCACUUGUCAGGUUAAGAAUCUUUGUAAUUGUGGAUAUAUUUCAAAACUUGGUACAAACGCUUAGUAUUUUGUUAGAUUUAAUGAAUGUAAAUAAAUAAAUAUGUAAAUAGUAUCCUUGAGUAAAUAAAUGUUUUAAUGUG